Molecule: messenger RNA, 307 nt
Organism: Meloidogyne enterolobii
Lineage: Eukaryota; Metazoa; Nematoda; Chromadorea; Rhabditida; Meloidogynidae
Source: the annotation of a GenBank genome assembly
UGUUGACAUUGUAAUGGAGAUAAAAUUCGGGUUUGAUCUUUUUGGUCAUAGCAAUAUGGGAAAUGAAUAUCUUAAUGGUACUAAUUCGCAAUUAAAAAUAAGAAGCGUCUCUAAAACAAAAAUUCCACACAAUGAAAGAAACUAUCCAAAUCAUAUUAGACCUGGUAUGCCUAUAGUGGUGUUAAUACAAGCUAAUGAGAAUAAUUACUCAAUUAAUAUUAAUGAAGGAGAUGAUAUCUACUAUCCGUUUACUAUAUUCCCUCAUUGGGCAAUAAAUCGUGUUGAGGUAAAUUUUUAUUUUAUUUAA